Lathyrus sativus (Indian pea) is the source of this 1992-nucleotide messenger RNA. NCBI's taxonomy places the organism in Eukaryota, Viridiplantae, Streptophyta, Magnoliopsida, Fabales, Fabaceae. The record is from the annotation of a GenBank genome assembly.
AUGGAUCGAGGGUCAUUGACAGAUGAGGUGAGAAACUACUUGAAGCAAAAAAGGUACGUUGUCGUGUUUGAUGAUGUUUGGAGUGUACAUUUUUGGGAUGAUGUUGAAUUUGCUGUAAUUGAUAAUAAAAAUGGAAGUAAGGUAUUGAUAACAACUAGGAACCUAGAUGUUGUGGUGUCUUGUGAAAAGUCUUCUUUCAUUGAGGUGCUUAAAUUGGAACCUUUAUCUCAAGAACAAUCUUUGGAGUUGUUCAAUAAGAAGGCAUUUAAAUUUGACCAUGAUGGGUGCUGUCCAAAAGAGCUCAUUGGUAUAGCCAAUGAAAUUGUUCAAAAAUGCAAUGGCUUACCACUAGCAAUUGUUGCCAUUGGUGGUCUUUUAUCUACUAGAGAGAAAACUGGGUUUGAGUGGCAUAGAUUUAGAGAAAACUUAAAUUUAGAACUAAAGAAAGACACCCAUUUAAUAGGUAUAAAAGAAAUUCUUGGUUUAAGCUAUGAUGAUUUGCCUUAUUAUCUCAAGUCAUGCUUGUUGUAUUUUGUAAUAUAUCCAGAAGAUUACGUAGUUAGGUCAAAGAGAGUGAUUCGACAAUGGAUAGCUGAAGGGUUUGUGAAGGAAGAAAGGGGGAAGACUUUGGAAGAAGUAGCUGAAAGAUAUUUAACGGAAUUGAUCCAUCGAAACUUGGUGCAAGUAACUUCACUAAGAAUUGAUGGUAAAGUUAAACAUUGUCGUGUUCAUGAUCUAAUACGCGAGAUGAUCCUUGAAAAAAAUGAGGAUUUAAACUUUUGCAAGCAUAUUAGUGAUGAUGGACAAUCAACCUUAAGCGGAAUAACUAGACGCUUAUUAAUAACAACCGAAUUAACAAGCACCAGUUUGUAUGAUUUAAUCCUCAAUACUGAAAGGUCGCAUGUUCGGUCUUUAUUUGUUUUUGGAAAUAAUGCAUCAACUUUCUUAUCUUUUCGGAGAAUCCCUACAAAAUUCAGGUUGUUGAAGAUUCUUGAUUAUGAACGUGUUCGAUUGUUGCAUGUUCCUAAUGAGGUUGGAAGUUUGAUCCAUUUGAAGUAUUUAAGUUUCAAUUAUAUUAGAGAUGGUAAAAUCCCAAAAUCCAUUGGCAUGCUCCAGAACCUAGAGACCUUAGAAGUAAGAGAUACAGAUACCCUUCAGUUGCCAAAAGAGAUUAGCAAGCUUAGACAGCUAAGACAUCUUAUCGGCACUAAUAUUUCUUUGAUUGAACUAAAGAAUGGUAUCGGAGAGAUGACAUCCUUACAAACGCUACGCAAUAUUGAUUUAGAUAUGGAUGGAGCAGCAGAGGUAAUUAAAGAGUUAGGAAAGCUGAAACAAAUCAGGGAUUUGGGGUUGAUUAAUGUUCAUGAAGAAGAUGGAAGCAUUAUAUCUUCUUCAAUCAAUGAAAUGCAACACAUGGAGAAACUAUUUGUUUCAUCAUAUAAGAAUUUUCAUAAACUCGAUGAUUUGCAUUUGAAUUCCACGUCAACUAUGGUUCGCAAACUUACACUAAUUGGGUGGUUACAGAAGUUGCCAGAGUGGAUUCCAGAGCUUCAAAAUCUUGUUGUGUUGAGGUUGAUGCGUUCCAUUUUAACUGAAGAUCCAAUGCAAUCCCUAAAAUAUUUGCAGCACUUGUUGAUCCUCUCUAUAAAAGAAAUUGCUUAUGAAGGUUUAUGUUUGCAUUUUGAAGAUGGAGGGUUUCAGAAACUAAAGGAACUGUAUGUUGAAAAAUCAAAUGAAUUGAGAGAUAGUAUUAUCGACAAAGGAGCACUUCCUUCUCUGAAAAAGCUUCGGUUACACGGACUCUUCAGUCUGAAGACUAUGCCAACAGGAAUCCAACAUCUAGAGAAGCUUGAAGUUCUCUAUAUUGGGUAUGCUGGAAUUGAACAUUUGGAGGACAUUUCCACUGAGGAUUGGAAUUGGAUCUUCAAGUAUGGGCCCGCUGUUGAAAUUACUACCCCUAGUGGAUUUGUUACUCUAAAUCCAAUAAGGUAG